AUGUGCAAUGCCAUCCUGCUUCAUCUUGAGGUUCAGCACCCACACUCUCAGUACAAACGUUUGAACAGCAGUGUCCCAGUGCUUAAACUGUACUUCGAGGGUGAUGGGUGCCUGCUGAAGGACUUCAGGAUCCGCCGAGACUCCCUGGAGGCCUUGAUGCGGUGUCUGGGGCCUGAGAGGAGACAGGCCUGGGGACACCACAUGACUGUCUUGACGACCGUGUACUGGCUGGCACACGGUUUGUCAUACAGUGUGGUGUCCCGGGCCUUUCAGGUACCCCUCUCAACGGUCCACAGACUGGUCCACCAGGGAGUGGAGGACAUCGCUGCUCUCCGGCAUUCCCUCAUCAAGCUGCCUGCUGGUCCAGAGCUGGAGGAGGUCGGGCAGGGCUUCCAGCAGUUGGCCAACAGCCCGGCAUUCAGUUCCUGUGUGGGUGCAAUAGACGGGUGCCACAUACGCAUCAGGACCCCAUCCGGACCCACUGGCCAGGAUUAUGUGAAUAGGAAGCUCUUCCCAUCCAUACAGCUGCAGGCUGUAUGCGAUGGGAAGGGGAGAUUCCUACAAACAUUUGUAGGAUUUCCGGGCUCAGUCCACGACACCCGUGUCAUGAAGCACAGUGCCCUCUAUAAAGAGGCUCUUUAUCCUCCUCCAGGGUACUUCAUUGUGGGGGAUGGUGGCUACCCCUGCAUUGUACACCCCAUAAUGAUUGUAACCCCGUAUCGGGAGCCACUACAGGGGAGGGUACAGAGCCGAUUCAACGGCUGCCAUGCAAAAGCACGCAGCAUAAUAGAGCGCGCUUUCGGGAAACUGAAGGUGCGAUGGAGGUGCCUCCUGUCGAAGGCCUUGGAGGUCAACCAUAACUUUGUCCCUGCUGUGGUCACUGCCUGCUGUGUCCUACACAACAUCUGCCUUACUGCAGGAGACAUUCUUGAACUGUUGGAGGAGGAGGAGCAGGAGGGGGUAGAGAGGUCUCCACCUCGUCCUGUGAGGGGGGGCGAGGUGGACAGGGCCGGAGAGACAGACUGGCAGACCAAAUCUCGGCUCCUGACCACAACCCAGUCCAGCUGCAGGACCACGAUUACUGCUGAGAGGAUAUAUGUUUUUGGCCAGUUUUUUUGUUACCCAUUAGUUUUGUUGACAGGUUAA
Molecule: messenger RNA, 1146 nt
Organism: Gymnodraco acuticeps
Lineage: Eukaryota; Metazoa; Chordata; Actinopteri; Perciformes; Bathydraconidae
Product: protein ALP1-like
Exons: 2
Coding region: 1-1146 (381 amino acids)
Source: RefSeq, a predicted model, not a curated record